Molecule: messenger RNA, 1192 nt
Organism: Gamsiella multidivaricata
Lineage: Eukaryota; Fungi; Mortierellomycota; Mortierellomycetes; Mortierellales; Mortierellaceae
Product: FAR-17a/AIG1-like protein-domain-containing protein
Exons: 7
Coding region: 83-1105 (340 amino acids)
Cellular component (GO): endomembrane system; membrane
Source: RefSeq, a predicted model, not a curated record
UUCACCAGUAGCCACAUCCUUGUGUAUAUUUCUUCUUCUACUUCUUCAACCCCCCUUGCUACCAGCCGCUCACAAGAACGCAAUGGUCCUGCAACUCUCUACAUCCCCAUUUGCCGCAAGAGCAUCGUCUUCAAAACUCACUGGACCGACUGUCAGCUCCAAUGCCUCGUCUGUCACAACUACUUCGCCCUCAUCGCCCAUCUCGCGCCUCUCCUUCUUAUCUGACAAGGCCAUAGGACGGCACCAUGACCUCCACAAACGCUCGAAACAUAGCUGUAAUAGUCGCACGUUGUCCUUAGUGGAGAAUACAGCCACCAUAGCCAACGGCGCUACUGGAACUGAAUUGGAUCAAACAACAAAGAGCCACAGCAGCAGCAGCAGCAGCAACAGCAGCAACGCUCAGGUAUCACCAGAAUCAGUAACAACAGCAGUAGCAGUAGCGAAUCUGUGGGGGAGGACUCUUUUCCGGAUCAUGGGCGUCGUUUCUGGAAUCUCCACACUUCUCAUCGUACCCACACUGAAGUCUCAAGAAUUCGGCAGUAGCUUUGGGCGUGGAUCGCAGUUUCUCACCGUCUUGGGUUUAUUCCUGACCAUGGUGUGCCUCAGUCUCGGAGCCGCUAGUGAUCUGCUGAAGAUGCCGACAGAGCUCGCAGGUUUAUUACGCAUCAAGAAUGCCAUCUUGCCAGUGGCUGUUCCAGCCGAAUGUGCGGUUGCGAUCCUGUACUGGUACCUUACCCUGACUGACGUUUACAACAUUUACCCCGACGGCAUUCGCUAUCUUCCAUUCUGGCUCGACAUCCAGAUGCAUGGUCUUCCAUUCGCCUAUGUAUUCAUCGAGAUGUUCUGUUUCUCAGAGACCUUUAAAGUCCGACGUGUCGCCGACUUUUGCGCCCUCGCAGCGUUCGCAGUCUUCUAUAUGUCAUGGUCUAGUCUCUGUGCCUACAUGGAUGGCUAUUGGCCAUAUCCUAUUUUUGACAACCUUGCAUGUCCAUGGAAGUGUCUCCGUUUGAUGCUUAUUGCUAGUUCCAUUGGCCUCGUAUUCCAGCUCCUCAUUGCUGAGGUCCACAUCAGAGCAAGAGCCGUCAGAAAAAUCUGUGAUAGUUAAUUCUUUUCUCUCAGCAAUUGUAUGGAGCCCAUGAACCUUGCGAAUAGAAACAGGGUGCUUCUGCCAUCGUUACCCAUCAACAGCUUU